AUGGAAUUCGGUCUCAAGCUAUCCAAAUCAACAGAAGAACCAGAGAUAGACGCAACUGUCUACAGACGAAGGAUUGGCUGUCUUCGGUAUCUCCUCCACACAAGACCUGACCUAGCCUUCUCGGUUGGUCUACUAAGCCGAUAUAUGCACUCUCCACGAGAGUCACACGGUAAUGCCCUUAAACAAGUUUUGAGAUAUUUACGAGGCACUCUUGGUUUCGGCUUGGUAUAUAAGAAAGGAGGAACUAAGAAACUUGUCGGCUAUAGCGACAGUAGUCAUAAUACUGACAUAGACGAUGGUAAGAGUACCACUAGCCACUUAUUUUGCUUUGGAGAUACACCUAUAACCUGGUGUUCACAAAAGCAAGAGAUAGUUGCUCUCUCCUCUUGUGAAUCAGAGUUUGUCGCCGCUACAGAAGCUGCUAAGCAAGCCAUCUGGCUUCAAGAAUUGUUGGUUGAGAUCACAGGAAGAAAAGAUGAGAAGACAUUGAUCAGAAUCGACAAUAAGUCAGCUAUUGCACUAACUAGGAACCCAGUGUUUCAUCGAAGAAGCAAGCACAUCCACAAGAGAUUUCAUUUCAUACGUGAAUGCAUUGAGAGUGAUCAACUUGAUGUAGAACACGUCCCUGGCAAGGAACAACUCGCGGACGUACUUACUAAAGCAUUGGCGAAGACACUAUUCAGAGAGAUGAGGGAGAAGAUCUGUGUACAAGAUCUAGCUCAAAAGAACAUGAAGCUUAAGGGGGUGAAUGUUGGAUAA
Messenger RNA from Brassica napus (rape), 759 nucleotides. RefSeq names its product secreted RxLR effector protein 161-like. Lineage: Eukaryota; Viridiplantae; Streptophyta; Magnoliopsida; Brassicales; Brassicaceae. The transcript has a single exon. The coding region runs from base 1 to 759 and encodes 252 amino acids. The record is from RefSeq and is a predicted model, not a curated record.